This is a messenger RNA of Exaiptasia diaphana, 2698 nucleotides long. RefSeq names its product AN1-type zinc finger protein 4. Lineage: Eukaryota; Metazoa; Cnidaria; Anthozoa; Actiniaria; Aiptasiidae. The transcript has 11 exons. The record is from RefSeq and is a predicted model, not a curated record. The coding region runs from base 273 to 1889 and encodes 538 amino acids. Gene Ontology annotation, molecular function: zinc ion binding; protein binding.
AGCAUCGAAUAUGGCUGUGAGGUAGAGAAGUGUGGCUCACUUUUUGGCUGUUUUUGUCUUCGCGUUUGGUUUUAAUUGAGUUUCUUGUAAUUUUGGGAGUACUGAAGAAUCCUUUAGGAUGCCUUGGUGAUAUAUUUUCCCGUUUAUUCGCAACGAAAAUGGACUAUUUUUCGUCCGUUCGAAGUGCCUUCGCUGGCUCUGCAAAUUUGCAGUACGUGACGAAAAUAUCAUUGUGAACUGGCGUCGAAAUUCGACGAUUUCUAGGUCUUUCAAUGGAUCUUUAUAUACAUACACUAACUGGGACAGCGUUUGAGCUGAGAGUUAGUCCUUUCGAAACAAUCAUGAGCAUUAAAGCAAAGAUUCAGCGUCUGGAAGGGAUUCCUAUUUCACAGCAACACCUAAUCUGGAGAUCUGUGGAACUAAUCGAUGACUUUUGUCUUCAUGAUUAUAACAUCUGUGAUGGGGCUACUUUACAACUUGUUCUUGCUAUGCGAGGAGGGCCCAUUAAUACACGUCGAGUUCCUAUGGAAGACCCUAGUUUACAGGAGAUGGCAGAAUAUAUGGAAGCCAACCAGGAUGAAAUAUGGGAUCGGCUGCCCAAAGAUAAUCGUCAAGUGACCUUACUAGUGUUCCGAGAUGGCGAUCAGUUGAAUUUCUUCAGGGUUGUUGAUAGAGGUGAUGGCACCCUCACUCCAUUAUCUGACUCUUUAAGUGGUGCAUCCAUGUACAAUUUAUAUGAUGAAGAAGACGACGACUCACAGAAACCUGUUUCCCAGGAAACAAUGAAAGAAAACAAAGUAACAAUGAAUAAAAUGAAACUGUUAAGACACAAGCUACAGUCUCAAAAGGUUAACAAGCCUGAUUUAACUCCACACCCACCACCAGCAGUUGAUAAACCUAAAACYGGUGUGGCUAGUGCUCGGCGAAGAUUACAUCUCUCAGAGGCAACACACAAAAGGACAAAUCCAAAUGCCUUGAAUGCAAAAAAGACAGACAAGUCACAUUCAAAGCCUCGACCUCCCCUCCCCCCUGCCMCAUUAGAAGCUAAUGAAGCCAAGACAGAGGGAGAAACCACAAAGGGAAAAGGACCUCUACCGCCAGUCAACACYAAAAAAGGCAAACAAAUYGAUGUAUCUGACUUUUUUGUCAGUUCUCAAGAACCCAAAGUUUCAUCAUUUAAUAGAUCUCUAACAAGAAGUGCUUUUAAAGAUGGCCGAAGGAGCAUCUCUGAACUAGUAAAAGAUGCAAAAGAAAUUAAACCACUUGGGAGYAUAUCAAAACCCAAAAAUACUAAUACAAAAACUAAUAGAACUUCAUGUUCUCCAUAUGGGGAUUCUGUGGACUAUAGUAUACCAGGAAGUCCUCAUAUACGGCGGUCUAAAGGAAGCUCUAAGGAGCAUAGAACUUCUAGUCCUCAUUAUAAGGACAAUUUAGAAUACUUGUCUGGUAGCAGUAGUUUACGGAGAUCUAGAAUACCUGAGGAAUAUUUACAGGGGAAUUAUAGAGGUGAUAUAUCAUCUGGUAGUGCUGGUAUUACAAGGUUAAAAGAGAGUGAAACGCCUGAUGUUCAUUACCAUGGCAUGAGGAUUGGUUCAAGCAGUUACAAAAAUCGACACAACCAUGAAGCAGUUGCACCACCUCACCACCUCCCCCCUGUCAAAACACAUCCUCCACAACUUGUUCAAAGUAAAAAGAAGACACGGUGCUUCUUCUGUAGUAAAAAGACAGGACURGCAACAACAUUUCAAUGCAGAUGUGGCAAUACUUUCUGUGCAACCCAUCGUUAUGCAGAAGUCCAUGGUUGUACCUAYGACUACAARAGCGAAGGRCGUAAACUAAUUGAACAAAAUAAUCCUGUAGUGGCUGCUCCUAAGCUGCCCAAAAUCUGAUAAAUUAUUUGUAUACAAUGUACAGCAAUGGUGUAAAUUGAUGUUGUGUGUAUUAUAGUUCUUAUUUAUGUUGGUUUUUUAUGAUUGUGGGAAAGCUUUGAAUUUUAUCUUUUCUAUGGCCACUAGGUAAUAAUUUAAGUAUGACUAGUACUCAAAGUGACUUCUGGAAAUUGGUUGACAAUUAGCAGGACUCAUAGAAUUCCUUCUUUAUCAACUAAAUCUACUUGUUUUUAAUUAGUUCCUGUUAAUUUAUACAAUUGUUGCCCAAUUUCASUGUGACUGGGGGAACAUAAUCAGGACAAUUCUGAUUAGUUCAUGCCAAAAAACGGAUGCCAGAAAAGUUAUGAAAAGUUAUUUUUUACUAACUGCACAGUGAAGUUGGGAAAUAUUUAUGUAAAGAUAACCAAGACAUCUCUGAUAGUUGACGAGAUUCUAUGAUUUGACUACUUUUUAUCAGCUCUCAACAAAGAGAUGAUAAUUUACAAGUUACUUGCUAUGGUUAGCAUUAUUUUUUGCUCUAGGACUAUUGUCAAAUUAUAAAUAUUUCAAUGAAUGACUAUCAAACGAUUUUAUGGAAAAUAACUUAUUAGGGUACAUUAAAAACGUUUUUUAUAUAAAUUGGGAAAUUACUGUGAAUAUAUGGUAUAAAUUGUAUGGAAUUCUACAAAUUAGGUCAAGUUUCAUCAUACAUUGUAUUAUUAAUCUUUUAUUAAUUGUUUAUUACUGUUUCAGUAGGUGUGCAGUCAUACUAUGUAAAAUAGACUGAUUUCAUAUUUUUACCUAAUAAAUAAAAUAUAUAGAUGACCAAG